ACAUUAGGUGCUAUAUUUAUAGCAGUUAUUUCGGCCUGAGCAGUCGUGAAGUACGACCCUAGCAAAAUGGAAUGGUGCAGCCUUCUUUGAUCCAUCAGUGUAGAUGGUCGGCGUUUUACUUGUGCUAAAGUUGCUCUGGGGUAUCGUCUCAAUGCCAAAGUGUGGCCUGUUUAAGAAAGUAUUUGUGAUGAAGUCUGUGCGAGACUCAAGGAGGGGUUCUUUAGGAACAGCCUCACCACAUAGUUCGCUCUGGACUAUUAUCAUUAGUUUAAAAGUAAAAUAAAUCCCCACAUCUUCCAGGAUUUCUAAUGAAGAGGGUAAUUACCGUUAUUUUUAAGUAAAAUUAAUCUUGCAGUGUCUGGAAAUCCUUCAUAAAUGUUUAGAAUUCCCUCUAACAUGAUUUCUAUGUAAAAUAAAUUCCACAACAUUCUGGAAAUCUACUGGAUAAGUUCAGAAAACCUAGAAAAUCCGAGAUAAUAUACUAAAAAUCUAAGAAACGCUCGAGAACCCUACACCAUUACAUGUAUUUGUCUGUUGAAAAGGAAGAAUUACUAUUUCUAUGUAAAAUUAAUCUAGAAACCUGAAACAACCCAAAUAACAUCACUUUUUGGUAAAAUAAAUUCCAUAACUUUCUGGAAAUCUACUGGAUAAGUUGGGAAUACCUAGAAAAUCCGAGAUAAUAUGCUAAAAAUCUAAGAAACGCUUGAGAAACCUACACCAUUACAUGUAUUUGUCUGUUGAAAAGGAAGAAUUACUAUUUUUAUGUAAAAUUAAUCUAGAAACCUAAAACAACCCAAAUUACAUCACUUUUUGGUAGAAUAAAUUCAACAAAUUUCUAGAAAUCCAUAAGUUCAUAAAUCUUAAAUAAUCCAUGCAAUGGUGGAGGAUUUUCAAACGUUUCUUAGUAUUUUAGUGUAUUAUUUAGUAUUCUCCAGGUUUAUAGAUAAAAACAAACAUCGCUGCUUCUCUAUCUUCUACUACAGCUCUAGCUAUUUUCGGUUCAACGUUCUACCACGAUCUCUGAAAUGCAGAGCCUUCACGCAGAGCUUGUACCUGUACUUUAUUUAAUUAUCUCGUCCUGGUCAGAUUUAUUUUGUGUGUGGUCAGCUUUAUUUUCUAUGUGAUCUUAAUUUCAUCGUCUCGGCCUCGAGCGACUUUCGCUUUAUUGUAGCAACCUCAAACUGGGCAUCAUAUUGUUAUGACAAGAAAAAGCUGAAUUCUAUCUAGAACGAAUAAGGAGAGAAUUAAAAUCGUUUGGAAACCAUGAUCAGAAACUUUUAGGUCUACCUCCAGUUACCAAUACAUCUACCAUAGAAAGUAACAUCUACCCCUGAAGCUCCUAAAAUUAUCUUGCCAACCAUCAUAGUAGUUUGUUAUUACUUAAUCUAAAUAGCCUCUAUCCAAAUCUUACAUUGAAACAGUGCUUACUAAUUGUAAGCUGAAAAGUAGACGAUCAAGUGAUAACUUGCACCUCCCAGAAAGGUUACCUAUUUCCGCAGCUGUUUUCAGCGUCUUAGAAUAGAAUAGAAUUUGCCAUAUUAGCAUUAGAAAUCUUAGGAUCUCUUCUAGAAGAAAUCAAAACCAUUAUAAACUGUAAUAAAAAAAGAACUUUUCAAACCCCUGAUAAUGUACAAAUUAUCCCAGUGGCCACAAUGCUUGAAAACAUUUUACAAUAAUUAUAUCUUCUAAAAAUACAAAUUAUUUUUUAAUUAAAUAUAUUUCUAUGCUAACAAUUAAUGUUAAUCAAUAACACGAUCCGAAACACUCUGAAACAAUGUUCUUAUUGAUUAAGAUAAUAAAACAUCUUAUAAUUUUUAGAUAAAACAUUAAACGAUUGAUAUAGAUAAAGAUAAAACUAAAUAAGUAUCAAAAAUAUUCAACGACUUUGUUUUUUGGUAUUGAAACAUCUCAGAAUACGAAUUUUGAGUCUUUUGAGAAAUGUUAAAAUUAUUCCUUUUAAUAUUUCUGGUUACUCAAGUUAUCACAGCCAACAUCAAUAAAGAUGAGAUUAGAAACAGAAUCUUUUCUGGAAUUCACCAUUAUGCAAAAACGGGGGAAAAAUCUUUAGAUUUCUCCGACUUUCUAAAUUCUUACUCGUUUAAACACGCGUUUCGGCAACGACCAAAACAUUUCGUAAACUACGAGUCUUUAUGCGACCUUUGCGUUCCAAUUGUUGAUGCAGCCAUCGAAGAAAGAAGAAAUGGUUUGGAUGCGGAAGAUUUAGUGACAAUGAUUGUUGAUUUAUGUGUUUCAAUGAACAUUGAAUCAAAGGAAGUUUGUGAAGGAGCCAUAAAAGCAAAUGCAGAUCCGGUUAUUUUUAUCGUUGAUAAUAAACCAGAUUUGAGUGGAAGUCGGGUUUGUGGCACUGUUUUGCAAGGAUCUGGAUGUAAAUCGGAUUCAAUCCCUGAGUGGGAUAUUAAAAUUCCUGAAGGGACGACAAUCGACGUUGAGAAAGGUUUACAAUCGGAUUCUAAGCCAUUAAAAGUUUUGCAAAUAACCGAUAUUCAUUAUGACCCAAAUUAUUUACCUGGAUCUCCCGCUAAUUGCCAAGAACCACUUUGUUGUCAAUCUGAUAAGGGAUUGGCUGAGAAUGAGGAUGAUGCAGCUGGUUAUUGGGGUGAUUAUAGGGAUUGUGAUUCACCAAGGCAUGUUGUUAUCGAUGCUUAUGAACAUAUCAAUCGGGUUCAUGAUGAUAUAGAUUAUAUCUAUUUUACCGGGGAUAUUAUAAGACAUAAAGUUUGGAAUACAUCGGUUGAAAGUAAUUUGAAAGAGAUCCAAACUAUGUUUGAUGAUUUUGAAGCGCAUUUUCCAAAUAUCCCAAUUUUUUCAAUUUUUGGUAAUCACGAACCUCAUCCAGUUAAUGUUUAUGCUCCAUCGGUUAUAACUGAUUCGUUGGUUUCAACACAAUGGUUAUAUAAUCAAGCAGCGAAUCUUUGGGGGAAAUAUUUGCCUGAAGAAGCUCAAGAAACGAUUAAAAAAGGGGGUUAUUACACAACCUUAAUAAAACCCGGUUUGAGAAUAAUUGGAAUUAAUAGUAAUAUUUAUUACAUCCAAAAUUGGUGGUUAUUAUAUGAUAACACCCAACAAAUCGAACAGUUACAAUGGUUAUCUGAUACUUUGUAUGAGGCGGAGAAAAAUAAUGAAUUCGUUCAUAUUUUGUCUCAUCUUCCAUCGGGAGGUGGAAGCGCAAUUCUUUCUUAUAGCAAAGCGUACCGGAGGAUUUUAGAAAGAUUUUCAAACACAAUAACAGCAAUUUUCCAAGGACACACUCAUCACGAUCAAUGGGUUAUUUUCCAUCAUAUCGAAGAUAAUUCCCCCAUUGGUAUCGUUUGGGAUGGGGGAAGUUUAACCACAGCAUCAAAUUUAAAUUAUAACUACAAAAUUUAUGAUGUUGACCAAGAAAAUUUUGAAGUUUUAGAUUUUGAGUCAUGGACUUUUAAUUUAACAGAAGCUAAUUUAACACCGAAUCUUUCCCCGAAUUGGUUUAAACAGUACUCAUUUAAAGAAGCUUUUGGUCUUGAUAACGCUUCCCCGAAAAGUGUUAAAAAUUUGAUGUAUAAAAUGGCUCAAAAUCAUGAUUUAUUACAAAUUGAGUAUAGACACCGAUAUAGAGAAGCCGAUUCUAGAGGGGCUUGUGAUGAAAAUUGCAUGAAAAAUAAUCUUUGCGAUAUGACUAAAAACGAAUACGGGGAUGAUUAUGCUUGUCAAGAAUUAUUAUCGACGUGGGUUAAUUAAUUAAUCCAAAAUUUAUUAAAUAAAAUUGUUUUUCUUGA
This is a messenger RNA of Onthophagus taurus, 3773 nucleotides long. Its product is annotated as sphingomyelin phosphodiesterase-like. Gene Ontology annotation, cellular component: lysosome. Lineage: Eukaryota; Metazoa; Arthropoda; Insecta; Coleoptera; Scarabaeidae. The record is from RefSeq and is a predicted model, not a curated record. Gene Ontology annotation, molecular function: acid sphingomyelin phosphodiesterase activity. Gene Ontology annotation, biological process: ceramide biosynthetic process; sphingomyelin catabolic process.